ACUCGGUCGCGUAACGCGCGCCCGCGGUCAGUCGGUUGCUAUGCGUCCGGGCGAGGAGGUGGUGGCGAACGCGGCGCGCGACCCGAUGAGAACGGUUCCCUGAGAAGGGAACGGAGAGUGCGAGAGAGUCGCGCGCUCUCACCCCCGGCCGGGAGGCGGCGACGACGACUGCUGUCGCUAGUAUUACGAGGACCGCGACGACGACGACGACGACGACAACGACGUCGACGACGACGACGACGACGACGACGGCGAGAAGCGAACGCGUACAUUCACGCACUGUCCGAUCCUUUCCCCGGCGACGGCGACGACGGCGACGGCGACGGGAGCACCAUUCUCAUUCAUGCGACGCGAGUCGCGGAUGACGACGCCGCGGCACGAUUAGGCCCACGCCGAGCACGAGCCACGAGCACAUGGUAUCCGGCGAUCGCGAUCACGACCAUGAUCGCGUACCAAGCCGCGCCGAUCAUCGGCCUCGUCCUCCUCGUCCUGGCGGCCACUUUCGAUCGCGGUGAAGCGAUAAUAUGUUACCAGUGCAACAGCGAGUACGACCCCAGAUGUGGCGAUCCAUUCGAUCCGUACAGUUUGGGAGUCGUGAACUGCAGCCUUCGGCCUCGUCUGGAGCACCUCAGCUACUUGGAGCCUACUCUUUGCCGAAAAAUCAGUCAAAAAGUGUACGGCAAGGUGAGGGUCGUCCGCGGUUGCGGCUACAUCACGGAUGAGGAGAAUGACAACGGCGAGUGCCUUACAAGGAGCGGCACCCACGAUGUGCGCGCCAAAUACUGCUCGUGCACCGACGAUCUGUGCAACUCCGUCGAGAGUCUCCGCACGCCGUCCCUACUGCCACUGGCGUCCCUCCUGACUGCCGUACUGGCGACACCGAGCCUGCUCCUAUCGUGCCCGAUCGCACCGCCUCGUAUCUCCCUCUCGACAGCCUAAUUCUGCCUAUAGUCGUUCUUCGAGUCGCACCCCGAUAAUCCGAGAUUCCACCCUCCCCCAGCGACCCGCAAGGGUCGUCGCGCCGCACGGACCGUUCGUAGGAUUCACUCCUCUCCGCUCCGUUACACCCCCCGGUCGGUCGGUCGGACGCCAGUCGAACCGUCAUUGUCAAUUUUCUUUGCGAGCUAUACCGAUCGCGAGAAGAUCGCGACGGGAUGGCUGCAGUAAUCACUGAAGCAAAAAAGGAUCGCUGUUUCGAUUUUCAGCCUAUCGCGCAGUUAUACUGGCUUUCGGCCUAAUUAAGUCGCGUCAGACAAUUGAGGCACGUCGCAAUAUCUUCACGCCGCCAACGAAAAAGGACUUUUGCACCCGAGCAAUCGAAUACUACCCUCUUCCUGUUCCGAAGUAGCUAUCCGAAUUGUACAACGAAAUCCGACGCGUCGCUCCCCGUACCUCUCGAGGAAUCGAGAUCGCAUCGAUUUCUCAACGCGAUUUAUCAAAAGCACGAUUUCUCGCGCACCCUUGCAUUCACGAGGGCCUUGAUGACACGCUGAAGAGGACGAAGGGCGACGCACUCCACGAACUGCUUCGUAGAUAACUUCAAAUUUCCAUCGCUAACGAAGAGAUUUCACAAUUAGAUCUUAACGGUGUUCUUCGGCUGCGAACGGUCCGUAACGUAGCCAGAUUAAUUAACGUAGCGUAUAACGGUGAUAACUGCCAGAUGCGCGAGGGCGACACGUCAGUAGUAUACAUAUCUCUGCGAAGAAAAAAAUCAAGAGAAAACGCAAAAAAAAAAAACGAUACCACGGCCUCAGCGUAAAAGAAAGAAAUUAAAAAAAAAAAAAAAAAAGAAAUCGAUCAUCGACGUCUCUCGUGUUGCGCUGAUAUCACGCUCGUUGCGUGAUUCUCGUUCGGAUUUCAUCGGCUGUUCAGAUAGAGAAUCUCCGGAUAUUUUUUGCAUAGGCAAAUUAAGAGGAGUCGAGUAAGAAAUUCCUUCUGCAACUAGUUCAGUUAAUCGUUUAAAUUUCGCAAACGUAGUUUCUCCGGCGAUAUUACGCCGUCUUGAAUCUGCGAGGUUUCGCAGUUAAAUAAUACCGGAAGACAAAAAAAAUCGUGAAUUUCUCGCAGAAGGCAUCCCUCUCGAUUCCUGUCAAUUCGCCUACCUUUUGUACAGGAUCGACCGAAUCUCCUAUCGCGCGGCGGGUGCAUUAUUCGCGAAUGAAAGAGAGAGAGAGAGCGCAGCAGGGGAGACGAACGUCUUACGAAAAUUUACUAGUAAAACACGGUAAUGUAAAAUACAAAGUAGCGGCAUCGCGAUAACACACUUCGCACCUCGCCUGCUACCGCUAAACACAAUUCGCGUGUCUGUGCAUGAGUGUGCCUGCCUGUGUAUGUGUAUACGCAUUAAUUACGAUGUACGUAUAUGCACGCGAAGUUAAAAAAAAAAAUAUAUAUAUAUAUACAUAUAUUUUGUCGUUGGAAUAAUAAGCCAAAAUGGAAUUGCACGCGAGAUCGACGGACAUGCUUAUUUCUAGAGGUGCAAUGACACGUAGCGUUUGCGAAACGAAACGGGAUAUAAUACGGGAUGCGUCCGCGCUUCGCAUCCGUUCAGCCUACCUGCAACAUUCGUUUCGUACCAUAAUUUAAUUGUGACAAUUAUAUAACAUAAUCUUUUUCCGAUAAAUAGGUAUGUUCGUAAA
This is a messenger RNA of Wasmannia auropunctata (little fire ant), 2639 nucleotides long. RefSeq lists its product as uncharacterized. Bases 442 to 939 code for a protein of 165 amino acids. The record is from RefSeq and is a predicted model, not a curated record. Lineage: Eukaryota; Metazoa; Arthropoda; Insecta; Hymenoptera; Formicidae. The transcript is spliced from 3 exons. Gene Ontology annotation, biological process: positive regulation of voltage-gated potassium channel activity; sleep; regulation of synaptic transmission, cholinergic.